GAAUAGAUUUCAGUUAAGCGAACUACGUAGACUGCAGACUAGAUUAGGAAACUUUAAAUUCUCACAGAGCUUGCGUUUUUGGUCAAAAUUUACGCGCUCCAACGCAAACAGCAAAAAACAUAGAAAAUGCUCGCGUCCAACGUCACAUAUUUCCGAUUCUUCUCUUUACGGUACACAAAAAUGUUUUGCAAGCAUAAAAUUAGCACCAAAUCUGUUUUUGGUCAAUAGCCUAAUUUAUCUUCUAUGUCACAGCGUCUGGUUUCGUGUGCGCAUAGUCAUGGCGAAACGGUUAAAAAUCUCACCUAAAAUAUGUUCUAUUUGUUUUACAGCAACAAAUUAUAAACAUGCACUAAUAACAAUAAUAAUGGCUUAGAUGGACGUAUAAAAGCUGACGCAAUUUUCGCACUCAACACAUUUGAGCACCCGACAACGCGGUCAACACUUGGAGCGACUUCGACAAUACUCAAUUCGCUUAUAGCCAAGCGCUUAAAACUGGCCCAAAUAUAUGUAAAUAUAUAAAAGAAAAAAAGCGUACAUACAAAUAUAUUAAGCAGGAAAACAAUGGAAGCCCACCAUGCCGUAUUAAGUGUACUUGUGACCCUUACGUCAAUUUGCCUUCUGAACCCAGAUAUUACUACCUACGCCGCUCCAACAGAGAUCGGCGACAGUCAAUGGAAGUUGAUAGAACGCAGCGGUUGGUGUGCACGUCCGCCAAAGGAUCGAGCAACUUUUGCAGGAGCCGCGCCGUUCAUCAUCAUACACCACUCCUAUAAGCCCGGUAUGGCUCUGUCAGAAUCGGAUUGCCAUCUGGCCAUACAGCAGAUACAAGACUUUCACAUGGAUGAGCGGCAUUGGUCCGAUAUUGGCUACAGCUAUGCAAUUUGCGGUGAUGGCAAUGUAUACGAGGGCCGCGGUGCCAAUGUGGUCGCAGCUCAUGCGCCUCACUACAACAAUCGCAGCAUUGGACUGCUGCUAAUAGGCGAUUUUACCGAAGCACUGCCACCGUCCAACAUGUUGGAAGUGGCGCUGGAUUUUAUACAGUUCUCUGUGGAUUGCGGCUUUUUGCGUGAGGAUUACAUUUUAUAUGGGCAUCGGCAAGUGCGCAAUGGCACCAUCUGUCCAGGCGAUGCACUGUAUGCCGCGAUACAGAAGUGGCCGCAUUGGCAAGAGGAUGUGGAAGACAUAGCUUACUUGUAGAGUGUGGGUGCGAGCGAACCCAGUGAACAAAGUAAUUGCCGCAGGAUUAAAGUAGCGACCCUUGCAGUAUUAAAAAUAAAAAUAAAAAAGUACAAAUAAAUUGUAAUAUUUUUUAAUGCAAAAAUUAAAUUUAAUG
Molecule: messenger RNA, 1333 nt
Organism: Bactrocera tryoni
Lineage: Eukaryota; Metazoa; Arthropoda; Insecta; Diptera; Tephritidae
Product: peptidoglycan-recognition protein LB-like
Exons: 3
Coding region: 562-1197 (211 amino acids)
Biological process (GO): peptidoglycan catabolic process; innate immune response
Molecular function (GO): peptidoglycan binding; zinc ion binding; N-acetylmuramoyl-L-alanine amidase activity
Source: RefSeq, a predicted model, not a curated record